UUUCAGGUGAUUCAAAGUUUGUGUCAGCAACAUACCGGCUGUUCAAAACUAGCAAGAAACCUGACGAAAAAUGCUGCUGCUCUGUUAAAUAUAAAGGUUUGUUAGUUUACAAAUAACAUUUGUGCGUUUCCAGUAAGUUCUGUAGGGCAGCAGAUAGUGAUCGACCUCAGCCGAAUCCCAACACUGAUAGAAACAACACAUUUUAUUACAUCGCUCCCAUGCCCAUGGUGCGAUAAUCUGCGUACUUCUGUACCGGAGGCACACUAAUAUUAAAGAGUAAAGAUAUUACGGCCUAUAUAUUACUUCUCCUUUGUUUCCAGCAAAGUACCACGUAGGUAUGCGGAACUCUUGCUAUCUGCGUACUUACAUUUUGUCUUUUUGACGUUGAUUUUACUCUAUUCCCAUUGAGAUCACUUUUGCCCAAAUUCUGUUGACGACAAUAAUGUAUAUUUUCCUAACUACAGGUUCAAUGAUUGAAAUUCCAGAAACCUUCAAGUUUGAUGAUCAACAUACAUUCGAUGUAAGUGCCAAGUUGUUAUCUUGAAGGAUCUGUGUCAGUGUACGUAGUGGCAAUAUAAAUGAGAAAGCUUCAGAUAUUGAUGGAAAAGAUUAUUUCGCUGGCCUCAGAGCGACAAAACGUAACAAAGCAACGGUUUUACUAACACUAACACUAACCCUAUUCCAAACACCAACUCUAACCCUAACCUUGCCCUAACCUUAACCUAACCCUACUCCAAGUUUGUUUCUAAACCAAUCUUGAAGAAAAAAGUUUUGACGAAAUGUCAUUCUGAGGUCAGCGAAAUAACUUCUUCCCAGAUUGAUAGGGAUGCAACUAAAUGAAAAAUUCAAGGAGAACAUGGACGUUUCAUGCGAAGGCUCUUUGUCAGUUAACUAACUUAUAUAUAACGGAAAAGCCGAUCAAUAUUCAAUAUUGAGGGACUGCAGGAAAUUUUUCAAAAAAUCUAAAAGUGCUCCGACCCACUUCAAACUUUCAGAAUGUUGUCGAAAACCAUUUCUCUCCUCAAAAUAUGAAUAAUUUUCGACUGAUAAAAAAUAGUUUGGAAAAAUUCCAGUCAAAAGCAAAGGGGAAACCAGGUUAAAAAGUGAAAACAAUUUUCUUUUUCUUUUCUCUAGUCUAAUUUUCAAACAGUAAGCUGCGACAUAGUCAAUGUCCUAAAGAAUUCCAGAUAUUCUCAACAUCUUGAGUUUAAAGAUGCGGAGUCAACCUGCACCGCUCCUUGUGCAUCUACGAAUUCCGCUGACCCCUUCGAGCUGGCGAACGCAGGCACCGAAAAACCACCCUGCUGUAAAAAGGCAAAAGCUUGUUGUUAGAGAACUUCACAAACUGUAAGUUAUAUUCUAUGUUUAGUACUCGGUAUAUUCAGAAUUGGAAUUGUUUACCUUAAGGUCCAUACACAUUGGACGCGAUUCGACAACGGGACGCGAUUUUUCGAUUUUCACUGACCGAUAACUUUGAUCCUUGUUAACAUUUUCCAAAUAUUUAGAAGCGCUAUAACAUUUUGAGUUAUUUGGUCUACAUAUCUUUCAAAAUUUCCUCUCAUUGGCUAUUUUAUUAACUUUCAAAAACUAAAAAAUCGCGUCGCGUUGUCGAAUCGCGUCCGGUGUGUCUGGACCUUUAUGCGUGAACGCGUCACAUAAUGCGCAAAAUUAGAGCACAUGCAGAGCUGUGAACCACCCACGGACACUAGAUUUAACUUAUGGUUGUAUUGUUUGAAUAUAAGAAAAAGUUUUAACAAUUUCUGAUAAAUGGCGGAAAUUGGGAAUAUAGGCGGAGAUUCCACUGCGCAUCCAAAUGACGCGUUGUGCGCUGGGAGAAAUUGCAGUUGAACUAUAAAAUGUAGCUGAGACUGCAUGGAUAUGCAUAUCAAAAUAUUCAACUGUUCAAUCACAGUUUCAAUAAUUUUUUUAUUUUCCUUUACACAGAAGACAAAAUGCGCUUGUGCAAGAAAUACUUUAAUGGACAGUUGUACUGUGAAAUACAAUCCAAUGACGUUCAUCCAAUCCACUUAUAACUCAUGGAGCUUUAUCGUUUUUUGCAGAUCUUUCUUAAUUUCAGUUGUGUUGUCGUUUGUGCUUGUAUGAUAUAAUAUUAACCCAUAUCUCAAUUUGUAUUUUUGUUUUUAUUUUAGUAUAUUAAAGUUCUAUAACAUUGAUGGCAAAUUUCAUUGUAUUUCCGGGGCUCUGAGAAACAUUUCCUGGGGGAGCAUGGGGG
Paramuricea clavata is the source of this 2233-nucleotide messenger RNA. Lineage: Eukaryota; Metazoa; Cnidaria; Anthozoa; Malacalcyonacea; Plexauridae. The record is from the annotation of a GenBank genome assembly.